AUGCAAGGAAGCUCAAGCUCCGCGUGCGUCAACCCCUCCUUGGCGGUGGCGCCGCGGCCGCCCGUCGCAGGAGCCGACGGCCCGCCGGCGCGCCGCAUCGUGGUGGCCCACCGGCUCCCCCUCCGCGCGUCGCCGGACCAGAACUCGCCCUUCGGCUUCGCCUUCUCCCUCGACCCCGACGCGCUCUCGCUCCAGCUUUCGCGCGGCCUCCCGGCGCCGGUCACCUACAUCGGCACCCUGCCCGCCUCGGCCGAAUCCAAGAUCGUCCCCUCCGACGAGCUCGACUGCUACCUCUUGGAGAACUUCUCCUGCCUCCCUGUGCACCUCGACGGCGACCGCCACGCCGAGUUCUACGACGGCUUCUGCAAGCACUACCUGUGGCCGCUGCUCCACUACAUGCUACCGUUCACGCCGGCCGACGUCGUCGGGAGGCUGCGCUUCGACGCCGCCUCGUACAGAGCGUUCAUCGCGGCGAACAGGCAGUUCGCGGACCGCGUGAUCCAGGUGAUCUCCCCGGACGCCGGCGACCUCGUCAUCGUCCACGACUACCACCUCUGGGCGCUCCCCACCUUCCUCCGCCGCAAGUGCCCACGCGCCGGCGUCGGGUUCUUCCUCCACUCGCCGUUCCCCUCCGCCGAGAUCUUCCGCUCCGUCCCCGUCCGCAACGAACUCCUCCGCGGGCUCCUCAACGCCGACCUCGUCGGGUUCCACACCUUUGACUACGCGCACCAGUUCGUGUCCUGCUGUUCGCGCCUCCUCGGCAUCUCCAACACCUCCCUUCACGGCCACAUGGGCAUCAACUACCACGGCCGGACCGUGCCGGUCAAGAUCUUCUCCGUCGGCGUCGACAUGGGCCAGCUCCGGGCUGCGCUGGCCUCGCCGGAGGCCGCCGCCAAGGCCAAGGAGAUCGCCGAGGCAUACCGCGGCCGCGUGAUCAUGGUGGGCGUCGACGACGUCGACCUCUUCAAGGGCGUGGGCCUGAAGUUCCUCGCCCUGGAGAAGAUGUUGGACGCGCAUAAGGACAUGAUCCGGCAGGUGGUGCUCGUGCAGAUCAACAACCCCGCGCGCAGCCGCGGCCGCGACGUCGACGCCGUCCGCGUCGAGACGCAGCGCAUCGAGCAGCGCAUCAACAGGCGCUUCGGGGUCGACGGGGCAGGAGGGUCCGCCCGAAUCGUCACCAUCGACGGCCUGGUGCCCAUGUCCGAGAAGGUGGCCUACUACGCCGCCGCCGACUGCUGCGUCGUCAGCGCCGUGCGCGACGGGCUCAACCGGAUCCCCUACUUCUACACGGUGUGCCGGGAGGAGGCCCCCGGCGCGCGGAAGAGCGGCGCCGUCGUCCUGUCCGAGUUCGCCGGCUGCUCGGCGUCGCUGGGAGGCGCGAUCCGCGUGAACCCGUGGAACCCGGAGGCCCUGGCCGACGCCAUGCGCGCCGCGGUCACCAUGGGCGCCGAGGAGAAGCAGGCGCGGCACCGGACGAACUACAGCUACCUGAGCGCGCACGACGCCGCCGCCUGGGCGCGGUCGUUCGACGAGGCCCUGCAGGUCGCCUGCAGGGACCACCCGGCGAUGGGGUUCGUCGGGCUCGGGCUCGGGAUGAGCUACCGCGCCGUGGCGGUGCGGCCGAGCUUCCAGAUGCUCACGGCGGAGCACGUCCGGCCGGCUUACCGCCGCGCAGCGCGCAGGCUGAUCCUGCUGGGCUACGACGGGACCAUGGUGCCCGAACUGCUGGACGAGGGGAAGAGGGCGCCAAGCGGCGGAGUGCUUUGCCUCCUGAAUGAACUGUGCGCUGAUCCAAAGAACGUCGUCUUCCUCGUCAGCGGCCGCCGCAAGGAUCAACUGGCGGCGUGGUUUGCUCCAUGCGAGAAGCUCGGCAUCUGCGCGGAGCAUGGCUACUUCACAAGGUGGAGCAGGGACGAUCCAUGGGAGGUGAGCGACAAGCAUCAGGAGGUGGCGUCUGGCACUGGAUGGGAGGCGGUGGCCGAGCGAGCGACGAGGCAGUACUCGGAGGCAACCCAUGGCUCGUACAUGGAGAUGAAGGAGACCGCGAUGGCGUGGCACUACCAGAACGCGGACCCGGUCCUGGGCCCGUGCCAGGCCAAGGAGCUCCACGACCACCUGGUGGGCGUGCUCGCCAACGAGCCGGCGUCCAUGGCCAUCGGCAGCCAGACCGUGGAAGUGAACCCUCAGGGCGUGAGCAGGGGCGUGGCGGUGGAGGGCCUGCUCGGCGCCAUGGCGCGCCGCGGGAAUGCGCCGGACAUGGUGCUGUGCGCGGGGGACGGCGAGGCCAUGUUCGCGGCCCUCGCAAAGGCGGCGAGGGCCGCCGGCGGCGGCUGCGCAGGCGCGCUCCUCCCCGCGGGCGCGAGCGUGUUCGCGUGCACCGUCGGGAGGAAGGCGAGCAAGGCGGCGUUCUACGUGGACGAGCCCGCGGACGUGGUCGGCCUGCUCGCCGCCCUGGUGGCCCGCUAG
This is a messenger RNA of Panicum hallii, 2466 nucleotides long. RefSeq names its product probable alpha,alpha-trehalose-phosphate synthase [UDP-forming] 9. Gene Ontology annotation, biological process: trehalose biosynthetic process. Lineage: Eukaryota; Viridiplantae; Streptophyta; Magnoliopsida; Poales; Poaceae. Gene Ontology annotation, molecular function: catalytic activity. Gene Ontology annotation, cellular component: cytosol. The coding region runs from base 1 to 2466 and encodes 821 amino acids. The record is from RefSeq and is a predicted model, not a curated record. The transcript is spliced from 3 exons.